Sphaerodactylus townsendi is the source of this 12884-nucleotide messenger RNA. It is a transcript of the gene OTOG, whose product is annotated as otogelin. The coding region runs from base 68 to 10222 and encodes 3384 amino acids. Gene Ontology annotation, biological process: L-arabinose metabolic process. Gene Ontology annotation, cellular component: extracellular matrix. Gene Ontology annotation, molecular function: alpha-L-arabinofuranosidase activity; protein binding. The record is from RefSeq and is a predicted model, not a curated record. NCBI's taxonomy places the organism in Eukaryota, Metazoa, Chordata, Lepidosauria, Squamata, Sphaerodactylidae. The transcript has 56 exons.
AGCUGGAGUAAAGGGAGCAGGCGACGCGUUUCUUUGUUGGCCGCCUCAGAUUAGUCGCUCCGUUCCGAUGGAGCCGUGCUUCAGGCUCGCCAAUACGCUUCUUUAUAUCUGGCUCCCUCACGCUCUGUUCCCGUCCAGCGGGGCGGCGCAGCUCAGCCCAAGCGUGGCUCUUAGCCAGUCAAGGAAUGGCAGCAGUGCAGUACUUCGGAAAGGAGAUCCUAGUGCCCUGGGAGAGCAGGUAUUUGCAACAUCAAUUUAUAACUCUUCAUCCACCACAGUAUCAUCUUCUGGGGAAAGAAGAUUUCGCACUACAAUCUGUGAAUCAUCCAAUUCAUUCACAUGCUUUAAUGGAGGCGAGUGUGUGCACUGGCAGUUGUGUGAUUGUAGUCGAUACAAUGCAACUGGAACAAGAUGCCAAAUAGUAUAUAACACAGGAGCAGAACGAGAUAAUAUUUGCCGAACAUGGGGACAAUACAAUUAUGAAACCUUUGAUGGGCUUUACUACUUUUUCUCUGGGAAAUCUACAUAUGUUCUUGUGAAUCAGAAUGAAAUGGAUGAGCAGAGCUUCUCUAUACAGGUACAUAAUGAUCCAGAGUGCAAUUCGUCUCCCUAUUCUUGUAAACGAUCUGUUAGUUUGUACUUUUCUGGAGAAGGGGAAAUCAGAUUAAGUAAUGAGGUUACUUACAGAGGAACUGGAGUGCAAUUACCAUAUGCUACAGGAAAACUCUAUAUUCAAAAACUAGCUGGAUAUGUCAUUGUUAGACACCAGUACGCAUUCUCUCUGGCAUGGGAUGGUACAUCUUCUGUUUAUAUUAAGAUGGCCCCUGACUAUCUGGGAAAAACUCAUGGAUUGUGUGGUAACAACAAUGCCAUUUUGCAAGAUGAACUUGUUACGAGUUAUGGAAUCCUUACAGAAGACAUUGAAGAGUUUGUAGAAAGCUGGAGAGAAAAUCCUCCCCAGGAAAAUAUCUCCUGGGAUACCUCUUUUAACUAUGAGCCACCCUGUUUGACUCAAACGCGAGCAUUUUUACAGAAGUCUUACACAUUAUGCAACGUGCUACUCUGGCCCCCCUUCAAACCGUGUCAUGAAUUUGUGAGUCCAUACCCUUUCAUGGCCAGUUGCACUAACGACUUGUGCAUGUCAGCAGCUGGUAAUGCUACAUGGUGUCGCUCAUUGACAGAAUAUGCAAGGGCUUGUGCUCAAGCAGGAAAACCUCUUCAUGAGUGGCGGGCACAGUUUGAGCAAUGUGCUAUUAUAUGUGAGGAACAUCUUGUCUACAGUGAAUGUAUUGACUGUUGCCCAGUUUCAUGUCAGCAAAAAACUCACUGUGUUGACAGUGAACUUACAUGUGUUGAUGGAUGCUACUGCCCAGAGGGACUUAUUUAUGAAAACAGAUUAUGUGUAAACCCUACGGAAUGCCCUUGUGAUUACCAUGGAACUAUUCACAGAACCGGUUCUGUGAUUCAUGAAGGAUGCAACAAUUGCACAUGUGUUGGAGGAAAGUGGAUUUGUACAAAUCUUACCUGUCCGGCUGAAUGUUCAGUCUCCGGAGAUAUACACUUCAUGACAUUUGAUGGACGCAAGUACACAUUCCAAGCUGCCUGCCAGUAUAUACUGGCAAAAAGCCUUACCUCUAAUAAAUUCACUGUUACACUGCAGAAUGCUCCUUGUGGACAGAAUCAAGAUGGAGCUUGUAUCCAAUCAGUCAUCCUUGUCCUUGACCAGGACCCCAAGAGGCAAGUGACUUUGACCCGUUCAGGAGAUGUUUUGGUAUAUGACCAGUACAAAAUUAAUCUGCCUUAUAUUGAUGAUUCUUUUGAAAUACGGAAACUUUCCUCUGUAUUUUUGCAUAUAAAGUCAUAUAUUGGAUUACAAAUAUUAUAUGACUGGGAGGGCUUAAGACUUUAUCUCCAAGCUGAUGCUAGAUGGAAAGAUGAUACUGUAGGUUUAUGUGGAACAUUUAAUGGAAACACUGAAGAUGAUUUUUUAUCUCCAGUAGGAGUACCAGAAAGUACACCUCAGCUUUUUGGAAAUGCCUGGAAAACUUCAUCAGUCUGUGGACCAGAGCAUGACAGUUCACCAGUAGAUCCAUGUGAUGUUCACCUACAAGCAGCCUCUUAUUCAACAGAAGCUUGCAGCAUCAUUACGAAAGAACUCUUUGCCUCAUGCUUUUCUUAUCUCAGCCCUCUCCCCUAUUUUGAACAGUGUAGAAGAGAUACCUGCAAAUGUGGGCAGAUCUGUAUGUGUUCUGCUGUAGCCCAUUAUGCUCACCAGUGCCGCAAAUUUGGAGUAGUCAUAGACUUUCGAAAUUAUGUCCCAGAAUGUGCUCUUUCAUGUGAAGAUACAAAGGAGUACAGUACCUGUGUAUCUACCUGUGGCAGAACCUGCCAAGCAUUAUCCAUGCCAGAGACGUGCAGUGGUGAUUGUGCUGAAGGCUGCACCUGUCCUCCUGGAAUGUAUCUGAACAGCAGAACUGACAGAUGUGUACAACAAAGUCAAUGCCCCUGUUAUUUCCAGGGUAUUGACCAUCCACCUGGAGAAAAUAUAGUCACAUCUUUGGGAAAAUGCCACUGCAGAAAUGGAGUAAUGAACUGUGAGAAUAGCAACACUGUUCAUGACUGCCCUGAUGAGCAAAUCUAUAUUAACUGUAGUAAUCCACAAACCAUGGAACUUGGCAGGGAAAGAACUUGUGAAAAUCAGCUGCUGAACCUCACUGUUUCUACUCAUCAACCUUGUUUUUCAGGGUGUGUGUGUCCUCAAGGUCUUGUUAAACAUGGUGAUGCAUGCUUCAAGCCAGAUGAAUGUCCAUGUUCUUGGAAAGGCAAAGAAUACUUUCCAGGAGACAAAGUAGUUUCUUCAUGCCAUACCUGCAUCUGUCAUCAUGGCUCAUUUGAGUGCACUUUCCACCCUUGCCCAUCAAUGUGUACUACAUAUGGAGAUCGCCAUUACAGGACCUUUGAUGGACUUUCUUUUGAUUAUAUUGGAAACUGCAAGGUUUACCUAGUUAAGAGUUCCUCAGUUACUAGUUUCUCAGUCAUCAUAGAAAAUCUUAAUUGCUUUAACACUGGAAUAAUUUGCAGAAAGUAUAUUUUCAUCAAUGUUGGAAAAUCAUUCAUAAUAUUUGAUGAUGACACUGGAGAUCCGAGUCCUUUGAGUUACAUAGACAAACUACAACAAAUACAUAUAUGGAAAGCUGGCUUUUUUACACUUAUUCAUUUUCCUAAUGAACACAUUUCAGUAAUGUGGGAUCAACGAACAACUCUUCAUGUACAGACAGGCCCUCAAUGGCAGGGUGGUCUGGCUGGAUUAUGUGGGAAUUUUGACUCAAAAACAGUAAAUGAAAUGAGGACUCCUGAAAAUUUUGAGUUAACAAAUGCACAAGAAUUUGGAAGUAGCUGGGCAGCUGUCGAGUGUGUUGACAGCUCUGACAUUCGGCAUCCAUGCAUUUUAAAUCCACUCAGAGAACCAUUCGCCAAGAAAGAAUGUGGGAUAUUGCUAAGUGAAAUAUUUGAGUCAUGUCAUGCAGUGGUUGAUGUUACCUGGUUUUAUUCCAAUUGUUUGACGGACACAUGUGGUUGUAACCAGGGAGGAGACUGUGAAUGUUUCUGUACAAGUGUAUCAGCCUAUGCACAUCAAUGUUGUCAACAAGGAGUUACAGUAGACUGGAGAUCCCCUAGAUUGUGCCCUUACGAUUGUGAAUAUGUCAAUAAAGUUCUUGGAAAAGGUCCCUACAAGCUGGUCAGCUACUUGGACAGAGAAAUUGUAAUUGCAGCCAACCUGCUGGAUGGUUCUGUUUCUUUGGCAAAAGGAGAUGGCCUGCCUUCUGCGAAGACAGUGAACUUUAUGUUGACCUCAGGAUUAUAUAAACCCAAAGCACAUGAUCCAAACUUGGUUUCAUUUGAAACAGCUGACAGGCCAAAUUAUUUUCUCCAUUUGACUUCCAAUGGUACCCUUGUUCUUUCCAAGUGGGAAAGAAAUGAAAAUUUUCACAAUAGAUCAACCUUUGCCAUCCAUAAGAAUACAUGGCUUUCCGGAUACAAUUCUUUUGAGUCAUUUUCAGUGCCAGGAGUCUUCAUCAGCAUUUCAGGUUUUUCUGUGAAUGCUGUUAAAUACCAGCAUUCUGAGGCAUUCAGACUUUCUACACUUUUUAAACUUGUUGAUACAAAAUUUAGUCUUGUACAUUCUACCUGUGAGUGGCGCUAUGAUGUCUGCACGAGCCCUUGUUUCAAGACAUGCAGAGAUCCUUUGGCAGAACACUGUCAGGCUGUACCUAAGGUGGAAGGAUGUGUACCCAUGUGUCCUUUAUACAUGGUUCUGGAUGAAGUCACUCAACGAUGUGUCUAUUUUGAAGACUGUAUAGAGCCUGCAACAGGAGUUCAUUUUCUACCAUCCACUUCAAAGACACCCACACAUUUACACACAUCCUCUAUGACUCUUCAUACUUCUGAAGCAGUUCUGAGUAAAGAGAUUACUACAUCUCCAAGGCCCAUAUCAAAAGGCAGAGAAACAACUCAUGUAUCCAAGUGGCAGUUCAGUGCAAUAACAGAAAGAACUAAGCUUUCUACCUUUUUAUUACCAAAUAUUACAGUUUUAACCACCUUUGCAGUAUCAAAUGUUUCAGAACAUUUUACUCUGGGUACUAGUACAGUUUUGGCCCUCGCCAAAUCUAGUUUCCCCUCUGUUGAAGUCCCUAUGUCUUCUGUUGCCAUUACAGGCUCAUCACGAGAUAAACAAACAGGUAGUACAGCAAUAACUACAACCUCAUCAGUAUCUAUAAUCACUGAAGCAAAAAGCAAACCAAUUUCUACUCUAAGCAUUAUCAGGAUACCAUCAGUUAUCACAGACAGUGAAUCACCAGUCACAAUUACAGCAGUAUCCACAACUAAAUUAAAAAGCACUCCAAGCUUCCCUACCGAGGAGAUGCAAGUAAGCCUUGAAAAAAUGACAGAAAGCGUACCUUAUUCCAUAGCAACAUCAAUAACAGAAAGAACAAGUAAGUUCUUUACUAAACCAACCCCAAUGAAACCCUCGGAAAUCACAUCAUAUCCACCCAUAGUAAAUGGAACAACAACUGUAGAUAAAACAAAGCUCAGCAUAAGUCAACUGCCUAUAAUGGUUUCGAAUGACACCAUCACUUCAUUUUCUCCUACAUUUGCCACCUUAUCAACACUAAAGCCAAUUAUGAAACCAGUUCCUUCAGAAACAACAAAAACAACAUUUACUUUAACCAAGGAAGGAAUUAAAACCACAAGUAUUCCUGUACUGACACAGCUUCCUGUCACAGCACAAACUGCUUUACUUUCUUCAACUUUUAAAAAAGAAAUGGCACAAACAACAAGAAGUUCAUCUGAUCUUAUCUAUCAAGUCUAUAUUCUUUCUCUGUAUUCAGCUACAAACUCUCAAAACCUGGACAUUUUUUUUUCUACUCAAACUCUUCUGAGAGUUUUAAGUAAAACUGGAACAAUAAGUAAAUAUUCUCUGCCAAUACAGCUUAACCAGACAGAAGGUGUGAUUAUUUUACAAACCCAAUAUCUUGCUGCAACUCCGACUGUAGAAACAAUACCUCCUUCCACAAAAGUAAUCUCUAAAAUGACAACUUUCUCAGAAUCUCCCAAACCUAUUUCAGUAUCCCAGAAAACAUCUACAGAAUAUAAAGCACCUUUGUUCCUGACAACUACAAAGAUGAGUGCUGUAUCACAACCUGUUGGCUUGACAAAAUCUGAUUUCACAAAAGAAUUCACAGACAUGGCUGUCACAGUUCCACUAGUAACUAAAAGAACUCAACCUGUUCAAACAACUGGAUAUUCAUCUGCUCUGUAUGCUAUAACAAUGGGCCUUGAGACAGCACAGUCAAAAGAAAUCCCUAGUGUAUCUACAACAAGUUUAGAGUCUCCAUUACCUGAAGCUCAAAGUACAAUGACUGUUACCCUACAACCAAUAACAAUCAAAACUACAUCUUUCCCUCCCAUAUUUCCCCUUAUAACAGAAUUACAAAGCACAGUAACCUCAAGAUCAACUCCAGAAUUGACAGUGAAGGCAGCUUUAGGUGGCACUGGUAUUACUUUAUCCCCAUACCCUGAAUUUAGCAGCCAGUUAGCAACAAUAAAAGAAGUACCUUCAACAAAAGGACUAUCAACUUCCUUUACUUCCAUUACUUUUCCUCUGACGUUACGUUCUACUACACCAUACCUGGUAGGGUCAACAGGGUCUCCAUAUACUUUAACACAAAAAAUUCCUGAAAUUCCAGCCACAGCAAAACAGCCCAUUGAGACAAAAGUAUCAGUCACAACUCCAGAGGCUACACAUUCUGUUGCUACUUCUACAAUAGAAAGGGUUUCUUCCCAUGUUAAAGAAGAAUUCUCUGUUCCAUUUUUGAUGACCAAAACACUUGGGAAGCAUAUUUUUUCACCAGCUUCUAAAGCUUACUUAACAACUAAAGGCACCACUGCAGCCUAUCACUUUCCAGCUGAAGUGGCAAGAACUAGUAUCCACACUAAAAGUGCUUUUACCAUGACUGAGUCAGCAGUCAAGGUUGCAGCAUCCUUCCCUUUCCAAAGUACUUCAGAACCAGUGGUUGCUCCUUCAGCUAUAUCAGUACUUUCAACAAAAGUUCCUUUAAUAAGUAAAGCAGUACCACAGACUCUAAAAGCUGAUAUAGGUUUCCAGACAACUUUACUUACAUCAGGCAGAAAAGCUACUGAUUUCACUUCCAGCAAAAGACCUUCAUUUACUACAUCUAAAGUUACUGCAACAUUGCUGCCAUUAGCUACAAUGAUGGAUGGAGCAGUGGAUUUGACUCCUGCUGGAAAGCCAGAAUCUAGCUCAUCAACUACAAAGCAAGCAUUAACUCUUACAGAGUCUAGCACUUUAUUAGAGUCAACACCAUCUUCAUUUUUUACACCAGAAACUCUACCUGUAGGUCAGACAGAGUCACAGGAGGGGGCAUUUUUAACCCCAUUAGUAUCAACAACAAUCACAUCAUUGGGAAAGAGUGCUACAGAGGAAAUUUCAGCUUUAUCCAAGAAAGUACAAUUUUCUACUAUUUCCUACAGUUCAACAUUUCCUGCAUUUAGUGUGACAACCACUACCCCACAUUUUACAACGGAAUCAGCACCUCUGGAACUAAGUGGUCUCACAACACAGAGUGUUACAAAAUCAUUAGCAGAGAAAACAGCAGGGAUAAGGGAACCUAUUACAACAUCCUUGUUUUCAGUAUCUCCUGUUGCUUUAGAAACCAAGAAUGUUAGCUCUCUUGAAGCAGAGGCUGAUAGACAGGCACUGGUUACAGAUCUUUCAGAACUGCAUUUGCUCACCAAACAGUCAACUUCCUUUUCUUCACUUGGUUCUACCAUCCUAACCACAACAUUUAGAACACCAUCUGCAGCAGAGGUGCUCACAUUUUCAACAAGCUCAAUUCCAGUAACAGUUUUUCCAAAUGCUACAGCUGCGACAUCCUUUUCCACUUAUUUUUCUACCAAGCCAAUAUAUGAGUCUACUACAGAACAUUCUCUGGAAUUAGCAACAGUUGAAGCUGUUUCUGCAGUUACAGCAUCUGUUUUCAUACCCUCUAAAGAACCAACAGCAUUACCAACAUGUAUUCCAAUUUCAGAGAAUGAAUGCAUAAAGCACAUUUGCUUAGAUGGACAACUAAUCCAAGUUAAUAGAUCACAGAACUGCCCAUACAAUGCAACACAGCCUGGCUGUGGAUUUCUAGGAUUUGCUGUUCAAAUUAAUGGAGAUAAAUGCUGCCCCAAAUGGGAAUGUGCAUGUCGUUGUACAGUCUUCUCUGAUCUGACCUAUAUCACCUUUGAUGGGCACCAUUUGGCUUUAUUUAAGGAAGCAUCCUAUGUUGUUGCCCAAACUUCAGAUGAAACUAUAAGCAUCCAUGUCACUGCCUGCAGGAACAUGCCUAUGGACAUUUUAGCCUCCAGUAAGCUGUGUCUGGUAUCACUUAAUUUAACAUAUUCAUCUAACCAGAUUAUUGUUGACCGUUUAAACAGAAAGAUUGCAGUAAACUCAAGAUAUGCAUGGCCUACAGUUCGGAAAUAUGGAUUCAAAAUUGAGGACACUGGUUUCAUGUAUUUGAUUGAAACCCCCACAAGUAUUAGAAUUCAGUGGUUUCACAACACUGGUGUCAUGGUAAUAGAACUUAAUGCAACCAGCAAUUCGAAAGCUAACGGACUAUGUGGUUUCUGUGAUGGAAGCUCAACAAAUGACCUCAUGCUACCUAACAGGACUGUUGUAAGUUCUGUAGAUGCUUCAGUUAUCUUUGUGGAUAGCUGGCAGGUGCCAAACACACUGAAGUACGUUGGAGAACCAAGAAGCCGGGAAGCAAACUGUUCCAUUAUGGACUGUUCAUUUUGUUUAAAUAUAUUGUUGAACCAGACUUUCAGCAGCUGCCAUCCUUAUGUUUCCCCAGAUUCUUUUUGUGAUUUGUGGGUCCAAGAUACAGAAUAUAUUCAAAAUCCUUGUAUAGCACUGGCUGCCUAUGUAGCCAUGUGUAACAAAUUUAAUAUCUGCAUAGAAUGGAGGAGCUCCAAUUACUGUCCAUUUUCCUGCUCAGGAGGUUUUCAUUAUAAGGCUUGUAUACCUGCCUGUGAUACACCUGUUACUUGUCAAAAUAUGGACCCAGUACUUCAGGAUUCAGAUUUUUGUUUGAUACUCACAGAGGGAUGUGUCUGUGCAGAAGGAAACAUCCUUCACCGGGCUCAUUCUGCUUUGUGCAUUCCAGAAGAGAAGUGUGCUUGCACAGACAACUCUGGAGUGCCCCGUGCAUUGGGUGAGACUUGGAAAACCUCUCUUAGUGGAUGUUGCAUGUUCAAGUGUGUUGAGAAUGAGACUAUUACUCCUGUGGAGUAUAAUUGUUCAAUUAGUCAAGAUGUCGAAUGCCAGCAUUUUGGAGAAGUGGCCUUAAUUGUUCCUGAUGAUCAGACAUGCUGUCCUCAGAAAGUCUGUACUUGUAAUCAGAGCCUCUGUGAAACAUUGAUUCCUAAAUGCAAAGAUCUAGAGAAGCUAGCUACGUAUUACCGUGAUGAUUCUUGCUGUCCCAGUUACGCCUGUGAAUGUGAUCCAACAAAAUGUGAGUCCAUGGAACAAAUUCCAAACUGUCAACCAGAUCAAACCCUGAUUGCUGCCCAUGUGGAAGGCUCCUGUUGUGUAUCCUACAUCUGUGCGUGUGGUAUUUGCUCUGAUCAAAUUCCAAAGUGCCUGGAAGGAGAAGUUCUUACUGUGGAUGGCAAUACUACAGACAGGUGCUGCCCUUCUUACCAGUGUGUGUGUGAAACCUACCGUUGUCCUGAAUUCAAAUGUGUGCUAGGUAUGUCCUUGGUAGAAGUUUGGAGUCCAGAAAAGUGCUGUCCAUAUCGUACAUGUGAGUGUGCAUGUGAUACAAUUCCUACAACUCAAUGUAAAUUGGGAGAGAAACUGAUUAUAGAUGAACAAUUCCAGAACAGCACGGAAAAUAUUUGUCAUUGUACUAAGUACAAAUGUUUGAGAGACAAAGUGUGCUUGAACAAUGAGAGAGGUGUUCUGCUUCCAGGACAAUCCAUUGUUGAACACACACCUGAUGGUGUUUGUUACACUUCCUAUUGCACAAAUGUCAUUGAUCCUGUUACCAAAUACUUCCGGAUCAAUAUCUCCUCUGUAGACUGUGUGGCAAGGUGCAGAUUGAACCAGGUCUAUGAACCCCCCAGAGAUUUAACAACCUGCUGUGGACAAUGCAAGAAUGUGUCUUGUGUUCACUCUUUCAGCAAUGGAACAGUUUCACAUUUUAAGCCUGGUACGAGCUGGGUUUCGAACUGUGUCAGAUACGAUUGCACAGAUACACCAGUUGGACCUGUACUAAUUACAUCUUCUGUCAGCUGUCCACCCUUUAAUGAAACAGAGUGUGUGAAGGUUGGAGGAUAUAUUGUACCAUUCCUAAAUGGAUGCUGCAAAACAUGCAAGGAAGAUGGGAAAUUUUGUAAAAAAGUAACUGUUAGAAUGACAAUACGCAAGAACGACUGCCGAAGUAACACACCAGUAAACAUUGUUUCCUGUGAUGGAAAAUGCCCUUCAGCCAGUAUAUAUAAUUAUAACAUCAAUGCAUAUGCAAGAUUCUGCAAAUGCUGCAGAGAACUUGGACUGCAUAGACGAAAUGUGCAGCUAUAUUGCAGUAGCAACUCGACCUGGGUCAGUUACACAAUUCAAGAACCCACAGACUGUUCUUGCCAGUGGUCAUGAAAUGAUGCUAAAAGAAGUCAAGAAAUUAAUUUUACUCCAAGAAUUAAAAAAAUACUAUUGACAUCUCAACUUUUGAAAAUAGAGUUGCCCACUUUUACAAACAACCACAAUUUAAAUAUGUAUCAGUCCCCUGGUUUCUGGUAUGCUGUUUAGCUCAGUUUUCAGCAGCAAAUGACACAUUUUUGAACACAGUCCCACAAACUGCUCCUUUCAAGCAUUCCAUGCACUGCAUAUGAAUUCAUAUGACACUAAUGGCCAGUUUUCAGGAAUGUUUAACAGGUGUGGUAAGUAGUCUACUCAUUGAGCAAUGUGAUAUGUGAGGAGAGAAUGCACAUGAUACCAUGGCAGCAGUUAUGAUAAACGGGAAGUAAGUUUUCAAACUUCCCUGUUCAAUAAAGUUGGUUUUACAGUAUUAUGAGUAUUCCUUAUUCAUAUCUUACACUCUUUGUAUGAGCAUUCAAUCAUCUGAAUUAUUAAAUAUGCAAUUAAGUAGCUGACUAAUAUAUGAAUCAGCCUUUAGAACUGUUACACAGAAUGGCUCUGAACCAACUGUUAUAGACUGGUCUCUGGGUGUAACUAGUGCAUACCCAAGUGUUGCCAAUUCAGGGUUGAAAGAUGGACCUCGCAGUGCAGGUCAUGAUGUACAUAUAAAAGCACAGCCAUAUAACCUGUGCAUCUGUUGACUGCUCCUACUGCAUACAGCUCUCCUUUACUGGAUCAGGAUAAAUGGGUUACUCUUAGACCAUAUUUUUAUAGCUAGACAUUUUAUUACUUAUCCUUUUUAAUCAAUUGUUACAGCACAAGUCAACGUUUUGCAGGAUUGGGGCCUUGUUAAUUUCAUAAAGUUCUUGUGAUAUGUGCCAACUUUCAAAAGGAAUGGGAUUGCCUUUGGAAGACACAGUGAGGUGGAUGGUUUAGUAUUGCUUUCAGUUGCAUUCUGGUUCAAUUAGUGUAAAUAGCACCACUGCUUUCUCAAGACUUUUCUAGUGGUAAAAUGUCUAGAAUUUCUUGCAGUUCUGGAAUGUAAACAUAUUGGAUACUUUACAAUGAUAAUUGUAAUAUAGAUUUUCAAGGCUGUUCAGUAUAAAUUACACUGAGAAUACAAAAGAAGGCAAAUGAUACAAUUAUAGGCAUUUUUAUCAGGGAAAUAUUUUCAAUAUUAAUAAUUAUAUAUGUAUGUAUAUACAAAUUCCCUGGUAUGUAAUACAGUAUUUUAUGCAGUUAUGUGAAAGCAUAUUUUGUAGGAAAUAUAGAGCUAUUGUUUUGACAUUAGCUUGCUUAAAUAUUACCCAUCUUUUGCCUUGUGAAGCAUGUCAUAUUGCCCAAGUGACUUGCUCAUUUUUGUAAAGAGGGUGGUCACAAUCUAGAGAACUCAUAUGAGGAUAGUGAUUCCCCCCACCAGGAAAAAAAACUCCAGCAGCUUUCUUUUGCUACAGCGCAAGCUGCUUUUGAAAAUCACAUGAAUUUUAAAAACAGUUUACAAUAUAGCUUGGCUACUCAAAGGAAACAACUUGAAAAUGAAUGCUGCUGGACACACCUGAGUAGCUUUCUGAAUGGUAACUACUUUACAUUUCAAAUCAAAUGGAAAGAUAUAUACGAUUUUUGUCAUUGGAACAAAUACUCAAGACUUUAUUUGGUCAAAUAUAUUGUUAGAUUUAUUUAAGGUGCUGUUUAUUAACGAUAUUUUAUGAAACUAAGGCAAAUAAAAUUAUUUAGAAAAGCUUCCAAUAUCUUAGCCUAGCUUUUAAAAACAGUUUAAUAUAGCUACAUUGGAAAUCUUAUGGUUUUAAAACAACCAAUCUCUAAGCUUAUGACAGGAUAUUGUUUCUCAAAGAAACAAUGUAUCAAAAAGUAAAACAUCUUUAAAUCUUUAUUUAAGACAUGCCAUUUGGUAUUUCUACCUUGGCCUUAAAGAAGUUAUGGAGUUUGCACAGCAGAAGUAAUCAGCAGGAUACCAUCACUAAACCUCCCAAAAUACCCAUAUGUCAGACUGGUGAUUCAUUUUACCUCAAUCUAAUUGCUUGUAAUCUGGUGCUUUACUAAUAAGGAUCCCAUAAUCCACUAAUAGAUUUUGACUAUUCUUCUGAGAGUACCUGAUAAUAAAAGUUGUAAUUAAAUCAAAAAGGAUUAAAGGAAAGGUCACAAAAAUGUGUUCACUAUUUUUUUAACAUACUCUAUGUUAUUCACUGUAAUAAACAGGAAGGCUUAUAUUGAUACAGUUAUGGUAGUUGUUCUGCUAAUGGUGUCAAAUAUAACAAUACAUUUGUACAUCUGUAUCCUGUAUGUAUAUUCUGGUUUUGCAGCCCACCAGUCAACUUUUAGUAUAUAACUUUCCCAUGCAGCAAUUUCAUUUCUUCCAAGGCAUCUAUUUUAUUCUGUCCCAACAACAUUUAUACCAUAAAUGUCAGAUUUUUACAUUAAAUUAUAAAAAUUAAAAACAUCAUCAUGUUAUUUGUCAUGUAAAUACUAAGAAACAACUCUUUAAAAUGGUAUUAAUGUGUGAGGCUCUCUACCCCAUGACAAUUAACUGAGAACCCAGAGGAAGAAGGUUUUGAGGGUAGUCCACCAUCCUUAAAAUGGUCUUGUGAUAUAUUCACAAUUUAGAAUGAAACAAUUAUAAAAGCAUCUAUGUUUUAAAAUAAAAAAAUCUGCAUGAAUAUCA